Molecule: messenger RNA, 1350 nt
Organism: Cynara cardunculus var. scolymus (artichoke)
Lineage: Eukaryota; Viridiplantae; Streptophyta; Magnoliopsida; Asterales; Asteraceae
Product: zinc finger MYM-type protein 1-like
Exons: 1
Coding region: 1-1350 (449 amino acids)
Molecular function (GO): protein dimerization activity
Source: RefSeq, a predicted model, not a curated record
AUGGCGGUGGUUUUACGAUAUAUUGAUGCACGUGGUAUUGUUAAGGAGAGAUUUUUUGGUAUUGUUUAUGUGACGGGGACAUCUUCUUCAAUUCUUAAAUCUGCCAUUGAUACUUUAUUUGUUGAACAUGGAUUGAGUUUGAAACAGGUAAGAGGGCAAGGUUAUGACGGAGCAAGCAAUAUGCACGGUGAGUUCAAUGGAUUAAAGGCCUUGAUCUUGAAUGAAAAUAGCUCGACAUAUUAUAUCCGUUAUUUUGCUCACCAACUUCAAUUAGUUGUUGUGGCGGUUGCAAAUAAACAUGACGGAGUUGAGAACUUUUUUAAUAUGUUAGAAAUGAUGAUCAAUGUGGUGAAUGCUUCUUGCAAGCGUAAAGACAUGCUUCGACAAAGUUACAAAGAUAGAGUGCAAGAAGCAAUUUGUAAGUGUGAAAUUGAUACUGGAACAGGGAAAUACCAAGAGCUUUCUCUUAUACGAGCCGGAGAUACACAGUGGGGUUCUCAUUACAAAACCAUUUUGAACUUAAUUGUUUUGUUUCCAAAUAUUGUUGAAGUGCUCCGGUAUGUUGAAGAGGACGGGGAUAAUGGUUUUAGUCGCACUCAAGCAACUGGUAUUUUAGCAUAUUUCAAGACAUUUGAUUUCGUGAUUUAUUUGCAUUUGAUGUUUCAUAUUUUAGAAGUCACAGACUUGUUGUCACAGGCUCUUCAAAAAAAAGAUCAAGAUAUUUUGGAAGCGGUUUCAUUGAUAAGAGGAACCAAACAACUAUUGCAACAAUUUAGAGAAACUGGUUUUCAUCCACUUUUGAAGAAAAUGUAUUCUUUUUGUGAAGCAAAUGGUAUUAAAGCUUUGGAUAUGGAAGACCGUUAUUCAAAAAACGGAAGACAAAGGACCAACAUCACCAAUUGUCAUUAUUACAAGUUUGAUAUUUUCAACACUGUUGUGGACAUGCAAAUUCAAGAGUUUGGGAAUCGAUUUAGUGAGGUAAGUACUGAAUUGCUUAAAAAUAUAGCAGCUUUGAGUCUAUGCGAUUCAUUUUCUCAGUUCAUUGUAUCAGAUUUAUUGAAGUUGAGUGAGUUGUAUCCUCAAGAUUUUAGUCAUAUGGAAAGGAUCGCUCUUGAGAAACAACUUAACAUGUAUUAUUUGAUUGUGCGUCAAGAUGAAAGAUUUGCCAAUUUGAGUGGUAUUGCAGAGCUCUCUAUAUUGCUAGUGGAAACAAAAAAGCAUAAAACUUAUCCUCUAGUAUAUCGGUUAUUGAAGUUGGCUUUGGUUUUGCCAGUUGCUACYGCAACAGUUGAAAGAUGUUUUUCUGCUAUGAAGAUUGUGAAGUCAGAUUUUGUGCAACAAAAUCGGUGA